Molecule: messenger RNA, 222 nt
Organism: Eutrema salsugineum
Lineage: Eukaryota; Viridiplantae; Streptophyta; Magnoliopsida; Brassicales; Brassicaceae
Product: putative defensin-like protein 279
Exons: 2
Coding region: 1-222 (73 amino acids)
Source: RefSeq, a predicted model, not a curated record
AUGAAAAGCUAUUUCACAUUCACCACUUUCUUCUUCGCUCUUCUCCUUACCUCAUGUGUGGUAAUGAGUGCGAGGAUGCAUGAAAGCACAAAUGGUGUGUUGCAGUUGCAGCCAAUAGUAUGCAAUACCAAUGAAGACUGUGCUAAGUUUUGCAAAGGUCCCAUUCACAACUGCCAAUUUCAUACUUGUGCCUGCGUACCCGGAAAUCCUAAUUGUUGCUAG